AUGCCGCUGCAGACGCGCUGGCCCGAGGGCGCCGAAGAGGAGGAGGAGGGGCCGGCCCCGCUGGAGCACAAGGGGCUGUGCGUGGCCGCCGGUGCGCGCCCGCGCAGCCUCUACCUGCCGGGGGACGGCUCGCUCGAGGAUAUAUUAGCCUCCGGGCAGUGCGCGCGCCAGUCGCUCGACGACUACACCGGCGUCCGGGCCGUGAUGGAGGAACUGUACAGCUACCCCAGGAACCACCACCCCUACCACCGCGCAGAGGCGACGACCGGCAGCGCGAGCAGCGACAGCGACUCGCCACCCGGCGUCGAGGACUCCGAUCACCGGAAACUCGGCACCGUGGCCGGCUUCUCCACCUGCUUCGCCGUCGGCAGUCUGUCAGACCCGACAGUGCGCGAGGUCUACCGCGCUGCUGCUCACCCCGGAAGAAUCGCAGAUGUGUCCGAAUACACUCGACCAGCUACUGCCGACUACCGAGAGGCCUACGGCUACAACCUGUACGAGUCGCUGCAGUUUAUAGACAAGGACCAGUCGUGGAAAGAAGCUCACGCGUACCCGGCUAUAGCCGACGGCCGACGUGGGCCUCACUGCUACCUGGACGCGGCCGUGCAGACUUCCGACGAAGAGGGUUCCGUGCCGUCGGAUGACUCGCGCAACCGAUCGGACCAAUCUUCUUCGAACGGGUCGAACCAGUCACUGGAGUUCCCGGAAAACGAUCACUCCGGCGACGGUGCUCCUCACACGCUACGUCCGUGGUUUCACGACAACCCGAUGAUGAGCAUAAUACACGAGGAAGAGGGCGAGUCCAACGAAAAUCUCAGUUCACAUUCGAGUCACAGGUCGCACAGUUCUGUCGAAGUACCGGUGGGCGAAAAGCGGGAGACGGUGAAGCAAGAGUCCGCUGCGCUGUACGAAGAAGUGAAAAGUCCUCGAGUUUACGAAAACAACGUGCAAUCUGAAACUCCAAACGACGAGAAGAAGUACCCCCUACCGCUGGAUAAGCUCACAUCAACAGGAGAUGAGGAAGCUGCCUCCAACGGCCGAUACUUCUGCCUGGUGUCCACGCCACCUCCACAGGAACCAGCCUGUGGUCCAGAAGACAGCUGUGCAGAUGAAGUUUGCACAUGUACAGAUGAGUCUUUGGAUUCAGGUGUUCAAGAAGAUCUAACUCCUGUGAGGAAAAGCCCACAUAUGGUGCUCUCAUCUGGCUCCUUCAGACAGGAAGAUGGACCUGAGGCUUUCAACCAUGUUGAAGAGAUGCUUAUAUCAGAAGGAUGCUGCAUGAGAUUAGAUUCUUGCCAUGUACAAGUUAUUAUUGCUGUUGACUUGGGCACUGCAUACAGUGGAUAUGCAUUUAGCUUCAGGUCAGAUCCUACCAAACGAAUCCACAUCAUGCGACGUCCACAAGGUGGUGAUGCAGGAAUUAGUAACCAUAAGAUACCAACAACACUUCUCCUUACUCCUAAAGAAGAAUUUCAUUCAUUUGGUUUCAUGGCAAGAGACUUCUUUCAUGACCUAGAUGCACAGGAAGCAAAAAGAUGGUUAUAUUUUGAUAAAUUCAAGAUGGUCCUUCACAACAAUCAGAAAAUAGAUCGCUCCACUAUGGUGAAAGCUGCUAAUGGAAGGUAUGUAUCCGCUCUGACUGUCUUAUCACAUGCCUUGCGUUAUCUUGGAGGUGAGGCCCUGAGGGAGGUUGAACGACAGCAGCCAGGCAUUGAAAUGUCGCAACAGUCAGUUCGCUGGGUUCUCACAGUUCCUGCACUUUGGCAACCACCCGCAAGGCAGCUCCUCAGGGAAGCUGCUGGUCUGGCAAAUAUCUAUGACAAAGAACAUCCAGAGAGUCUUAUCAUUGCACUAGAACCAGAAGCAGCAUCUAUAUAUUGCAGGACACAGAAACUGCAUCAUGUUGAAAUAUCCUCAGAUCUGCCUCUUUUUGAAGAACUUGAGGAUUCAGGCACCCGUUACAUGGUGGUGGAUUGUGGAGGGGGUACUGUGGACAUCACUGUACAUGAACUGUCUUCAAGUCGAGGGACUUUGCGUGAGCUGCACAGAGCUACUGGUGGUCCAUGGGGAUCCAUAGGAAUUGAUCGUGCAUUUGAAGCUUUGUUGGAUGAAGUAUUUGGUGAGGAGUUUAUGGAACAGUUCAAACUGAAAAGGCCAGCAGCUUUUGUGGAACUGAUGGUCAGUUUUGAGGCACGAAAGCGUGUGGCGAGCCCUUACAGAGAAACUCCAUUUAACAUAUUCCCACCUUUCUCCUUUAUUGAUUAUUACAGGAAGUACAAAGGAAAAGAGAUUGAUCAUGCAAUCAAGAAGUGUGGAAGAAAAGACAUAAGCUGGUCAUCACAAGGAAUGCUAAGAAUAAAUGCUAGCCUCAUGAGAGAGCUGUUUCAGCCAACUGUCUCUAAUAUUCUCAAGUACAUUCAAGAUGUAUUUGACAAGUCAACUGUGAGUGAAAUAAAAUAUUUAUUUCUUGUUGGAGGAUUUGCUGAAUCACCAAUUUUGCAGAACGAAGUGCAACAGUCUUUUGGAAGCAAAGUUCAUAUCAUCAUACCUCAGGAAAUGGGACUUUCGAUUUUGAAAGGAGCUGUUUUGUUUGGGAUGAAUCCAGAAGUAAUUACAGUCAGAUAUUCAAAGCAGACAUAUGCAAUAGGUGUGCUGAAGCCAUUUAUACCAGGAGUACAUCGGAAAGAAAAACUCAUUGAGAAGGAUGGUGUCCGUUGGUGUGCUGAUGUACUGGACAAGUUUGUAGAAGCAGAGCAGCCCCUCAACAUUGGAGAAGCAGUUGUUCGACGCUAUACUCCUGCUAAAUCUGACCAGUCUUCAGCAGUAAUUAAUAUUUAUUGUGUAGAUUCAGAAGAUGCAAAGUAUGUGACAGAGCCAGGUGUGAGACGAUGUGGAACACUGAAACUUGAUCUUUCACACACGGAGAGACCUGCAAGAGAAAUUCAGAUUUGCAUGGUGUUUGGAGGAACUGAAGUAACUGCUAGUGCAACAGAUAUUGCUUCUGGGAAUCGUGUUGACAUUCAGGUUGACUUUCUGUCAAGCAGCUGAUAGCUUGUCUCACUCUAUUAUACAAGACUGUUUUUGAGUCAGUGUUUUUGCCUGUAAUUAUUAUGAUUGCACUGUGUAAAGGUAGUCACAUAAUGUGGAUGUACUUCCAUGUAAUCCUGCCAUGAAAGUUUGCUAUUGAUCUCAUGUGACAAUACCUUUAACAGCAAAAAUGUACUAACUCCUUUUAGAAAGUAAAUAAUUUAAUUUUCAUGCCUGAAUCUUCA
Molecule: messenger RNA, 3272 nt
Organism: Schistocerca americana (American grasshopper)
Lineage: Eukaryota; Metazoa; Arthropoda; Insecta; Orthoptera; Acrididae
Product: heat shock 70 kDa protein 12A-like
Exons: 13
Coding region: 1-3048 (1015 amino acids)
Source: RefSeq, a predicted model, not a curated record